AGGUAAAUUUUAAUCUAUUAAUGUAUCUUAUUUUUAAUUAUUUUUCUUUAGCUAUUAAAUGUUAUCAACAUGAUAUGUGUUCAGCCAAUUGUCCACAAUUACAUGAUUCGAUUAAGACAUGUAGUGGUGAUGAAAAUAAAUGCUAUAAGACAGCAUUACCAACUGGUGUUAAGCGUGGAUGUGCUAAAGAUCUCUGUGACGCUCAAGCUAACGUUGGUUCAACUUUGGCUAAUGUAUGUUGUGAAAAAGAUUUAUGUAAUUCAGCAGUUACACCAAAAAUGACAAUCAGUGCAUUGUUUAUGGUUGUUGGUGCCUUCUUUUUGGCUCGCAUGUGA
Messenger RNA from Adineta steineri, 335 nucleotides. NCBI's taxonomy places the organism in Eukaryota, Metazoa, Rotifera, Eurotatoria, Adinetida, Adinetidae. The record is from the annotation of a GenBank genome assembly.